AUGGCAGACCAAGAAAAUCAACCUCAAACCCCCAACCCUGGCCAGGAACCCGAAAACACCCAGGGCUCUUCUGAACCCAAGCGAGAGUCAACCAAGAAAACACCACCUAAGCUGAACAAGAAGAAAGAUACUCCCAAGCCCGAGGGAGACGACAAGCAGCCCAUACGACAAGAACCCGAGUCGGACACAGAGCAGAAGCAAGAAACACCAGAGUCAGAUCGCGAGCCUGACCCUGAGCCUGAGCCCGAACCUGAACCUGAACAACUGCCUGCCCGGCCUCGUAGAAGAAAACCCCGUCCUCAGAGAUACCGACAGGAUUCGGAAACAGAGGGCAUCUACCGCAGCGAUAUGGAUCCAGUCGUGGAGAGACCCCGCCGUCAGCGUCGCCAACGUAACCAGCAACAGGACGGCGGGCCACUCCCAGGUCUCGGCGGGGUCAAUCAGACAGGUGAACUCGUGCAGAAUACAGCCGGCAAUGCCCUGAAUGGGGUGACAGGCAGCGCUGGCAAGGCAGUCGGUGGUAUCCUGGGUAAUCAAAAGGAAGAGAAAGAGGAUGGAGGCCGAGAUGAGCAGCUGCGGUUGCGUCUGGAUUUGAACCUCGACAUCGAAGUACAACUCAAGGCUAAGAUCCAUGGUGACUUGACCCUCGGUUUACUUAACUAA
This is a messenger RNA of Aspergillus wentii DTO 134E9, 663 nucleotides long. RefSeq lists its product as uncharacterized. The coding region runs from base 1 to 663 and encodes 220 amino acids. NCBI's taxonomy places the organism in Eukaryota, Fungi, Ascomycota, Eurotiomycetes, Eurotiales, Aspergillaceae. The transcript has 2 exons. The record is from RefSeq and is a predicted model, not a curated record.